AUGGUAAGGGCUACAGAUUCGCCUUUCACCACUACGGUACUUGAAUGCCCUGUACCGUCAAAGUUCCGCUUACCUCAACUUGAGCCGUUCGACGGACUCAGAGACCCUCAGGAUCACCUUAAUACCUUUAAGACGACUCUAGGUCUUCAACAACCACCUGUCGAGAUACUGUGUCGUUCCUUUCCCACCACUCUCAAAGGAGCUACAAGAGAAUGGUUCACGAAGUUGCCGACCUCGUCCGUAGACAACUUCGAUCAGUUGAGUAGUGCCUUCUUGCUCCAUUUCAUAGGGGGGCAACGUCCAAGAAGGCCGGCAGACUACUUACUCACCAUAAGACAGGGAGAGAAGGAAACUCUGAGGUCGUAUGUCAAACGCUUCACUCGGGAGACUCUGGAGGUGGACAAAGCCGAUGACAAGGUACAGUUGACGACCUUCAAGGCGGGGCUGAGGUCCAGAGAUCUCGUGGCCUCCCUUGCAAAGAACCCACUAAAGACGAUGGCAGAAAUGCUCCUGAAAGCACAGAAGUACAUGAAUGCUGAAGAUACUUUAGCAGCCAUAAAGGAUGCCGAGAAGCUAGGCGAUAAGGCAAAGAAAGAAGACGACCAUAGGGGGCAGAAGAGAGAGCAACUGGAUUGUCGGAACAAUGACGGGAAUAGGAGGAAAGAUGAUAAAAGUCCUCAGACAAACAAGUACUGCCGGUUCCACAAAGAUCACGGCCACAACACAGAAGAUUGCAGAGACCUAAAGGAGCAGAUGAAGGAGUUAAUACGGAAAGGGAAGUUACAGAAAUAUGUGAAGAAAGGAGAAUAUAGUAAAUUCAAGGAUGACAAUAAAAUCCAGUAUGAGUCCUUUUCCCGGGAUGACGACCGUCCGUCCCAGCCUCCACACAAGGUGAUCGGGGAGAUAAAGACGAUUACAGGAGGGCUGUUUUUAGGAGGAUUGUUUAAAUCAUUCAAGAAGGCAUACCAGAGACAGGUAAAUAGUGUCCACGCCAUACCUCCAUCUAAGCACCGACGAACAUACCAGGACAUAUCCUUUAAGGAAGGAGACGCCAUGGGAGUGAAGCAGCCCCACAACGAUCCUUUGGUCAUAAUGCUGAAUAUAGAAGGAUUCAAUACCAAAAGGAUCCUCGUCGACAAUGGCAGCUCCGCAGACAUCAUCUACCUCCCGGCCUUCCAGCAACUGAGGCUAGAUCCAAGGAGACUGUGCCCCUUUAACUCUCCGCUUGUCAGUUUCAGUAGAGACAGGCUGACCCGUCAGCUAGACUUCUUAGUGGUGGACUGCCCCUCAUCCUACAAUGUCAUCAUUGGGAGGCCCACACUCAACAAGUGGAAAGCGGCAACAUCCACCUACUGUUUGAAGGUAAAAUUCCCAACAGAUAAUGGCGUCGGUAAAGUAAAAGGAGAUCAAGUCCUGGCAAAAGAAUGCUAUCAAGCCGUCCUGGCUGUAAAGGAGAACCACACGUGGAUGAUUGAAGAAAAGGAAGAAGACAGAAUGAAGGCCCUGGAAACAGUGGAAUUGAUUGAAGGAGAAGCAAACAAGACGACAAAGAUAGGAACGACGCUAAGCCCCGAGAUGAAAACAAGGCUCAUAAGGUUCCUUAAAGAAAACCUAGACGUCUUCGUAUGGAGCCACGAGGACAUGCUGGGCAUAGAUCCAGAGGUCAUCCAGCAUAAGUUGAAUGUGAACUCGAAACGGAAGCCCGUCCAGCAAAGACGAAGAACCUUUGCCUCAGAACGAGAUCAAGCAGUUGUAAAGGAAGUUACUAAACUCUUGACGGUAGGGUUCAUCCGGGAAGUGUACUAUCCUGAAUGGCUCGUGAACGUCGUCUUAGUAAAGAAAGCAAAUGGAAACGUUUGCAACCCCCAAAAAACACCAGAUGAGGCUGAAUCCAAGUAA
Quercus lobata is the source of this 1899-nucleotide messenger RNA. RefSeq lists its product as uncharacterized. The transcript is spliced from 3 exons. The coding region runs from base 1 to 1899 and encodes 632 amino acids. NCBI's taxonomy places the organism in Eukaryota, Viridiplantae, Streptophyta, Magnoliopsida, Fagales, Fagaceae. The record is from RefSeq and is a predicted model, not a curated record.